AUGGGAAGCCCCGCCGUCCCUUCGCUUCCUGCAUCGCUGCGGCACCGACGGCCACGUGGUGUCGGCUCGGCCAACGGGGGAGGAAGCGGAGAAGCGGCUGUGAAGGCCGCGGGGUCCGUCCCGCACCGCGGGGCUGCGGUGGGACACGGCGGGGAUGGGACCCGCACAGCCCCGAGCAGCGAUUCCGGCCCCGGUGCGGAGUCAAACGAGCGGCGGGUCGGUUCCCUCCGGUUCCGGAGCACGAACGGAGCCCGGCCCGAGGCCUCGCCCCCCGCCCCGGGGUUACCGGGGGGUCCCGGGGGCGCUGCGGGAGCUUUGAUCUGCGCUCCCGUCGGGCCGCGCUCCUUCCGUCCGCCCCGUCGGACUUUGGGCCCGAGCAACUGUCAGCGCCCGCACCGCGUCCACCUGCACCGGGACCGCACCGGGACCGCACCGGGACCAGACCGGGAUUACACCGGGAUUACACCGGGAUUACACCGGGACCGCACCGGGGGCUGCGGGAGCCCGACGGUCCCCGACAGCUGCGUGGCCGCGUCCAACACGCAACGUUCCCCGCGCCGCUCCCGCUGCCUCCGUUCUCCGUGCUUCAAACCCACCGACCCCCGACCCCCGACCCUCGCCCACCCGCGGCCCCUCCCGCUCCCGGCGUCACCCCCGUUAGAAGCGAAGCUCCAGCACCGACGGGACGGACCGGAACGGGGCUGCGGCGCCCACUUCCCCCUUCCCGCACGCCCGGACUCGGUCCCCGCAGACCCCUUUGCCGCCCCCCCCCACCCCGUUAUUGGGCUCCCUCGGCCGUGGGCUUCUUCAUUCUGGUUGUUUUUCUUUUCCCAUCCAGCACCCAAGACGUGCAGCCCCAAACAGUUUGCAUGCAAAGAUCAGAUAACGUGCAUAUCUAAGGGCUGGCGCUGCGACGGGGAGAAGGAUUGUCCCGAUGGCUCGGAUGAAUCACCCGAUAUCUGCCCUCAGAGCAAAGUGUCGCGGUGCCAACCCAACGAGCACAACUGCCUGGGCACCGAGCUGUGCAUCCACAUGAGCAAACUGUGCAAUGGGCUCCACGACUGCUUCGACGGCUCGGAUGAGGGGCCGCACUGCAGGGAGCAAUUGGCCAAUUGCACAGCACUGGGCUGCCAGCAUCACUGCGUGCCCACGCUGAGCGGCCCUGCCUGCUACUGCAACAACUCCUUCCAGCUGGCUGAGGACAGGAGGAGCUGCAAAGACUUCGAUGAAUGCACCGUGUACGGCACCUGCAGCCAGACCUGCACCAACACCGAGGGCUCCUACACGUGCAGCUGUGUCGAAGGAUACCUGCUGCAGCCUGACAACAGGUCCUGCAAAGCAAAGAAUGAACCCGUGGAUCGCCCCCCAGUUCUUCUCAUUGCCAACUCCCAGAACAUCCUGGCCACGUACCUGAGCGGAGCCCCCGUCCCCAACAUCACCCCCACCAGCGCCAAGCAGACCACGGCCAUGGACUUCAACUACAUCGAGGACACCGUGUGCUGGGUGCACGUGGGUGACAGCGCGUCCCAAACCAUCCUCAAAUGUGCCAAGAUCCCCAACCUCAAAGGCUUCGUGGAGGAACGAUCCAUCAACAUCUCGCUCAGCCUGCACCACGUGGAGCAGAUGGCCAUCGAUUGGCUGACGGGCAACUUCUACUUUGUGGAUGACAUCGACGAUCGCAUCUUUGUGUGCAAUAAAAACGGCCAAACCUGCGUCACGUUGCUGGACCUGGAGCUCUACAACCCCAAAGGGAUCGCGUUGGACCCCACCAUGGGCAAAGUGUUCUUCACGGACUACGGGCAGAUCCCCAAGGUGGAGCGCUGUGAUAUGGACGGGCAGAACCGAACCAAGUUGGUGGACAGUAAGAUCGUGUUCCCCCAUGGGAUCACGUUGGACCUGGUGAGCCGCCUGGUGUACUGGGCUGACGCCUACCUGGACUACAUCGAGGUGGUGGAUUACGAGGGCAAGAACCGACACACCAUCAUCCAGGGCAUCCUGAUCGAGCACCUCUACGGGCUGACGGUGUUUGAGAACUACCUUUACGCCACCAACUCGGACAACGCCAACGCGCAGCAGAAGACGAGCGUCAUCCGCGUCAACCGCUUCAACAGCACCGAGUACCAGGUGGUGACACGCGUGGACAAGGGGGGAGCGCUGCACAUCUACCACCAGAGACGGCAGCCAACAGGAUAUCAGAGCUGCCCUAUUAUCCCUGCAGAGCCCGAGCACGAGCUGUUCCUGGUCUAUGGCAAAGGGCGGCCGGGCAUCAUCCGCGGGAUGGACAUGGGGGCCAAAGUGCCGGAUGAGCACAUGAUCCCCAUCGAGAACCUGAUGAACCCACGGGCUCUGGACUUCCAUGCAGAAACCAAUUACAUUUACUUUGCUGAUACUACCAGUUUCCUAAUCGGACGGCAGAAAAUUGAUGGCACAGAGAGAGAAACAAUCCUGAAGGACGGGAUCCACAACGUGGAAGGCAUCGCUGUGGAUUGGAUGGGGAACAACCUGUAUUGGACCGACGAUGGACCCAAGAAAACCAUCAGUGUGGCCCGGCUGGAGAAGGCGGCACAGACCAGGAAAACAUUGAUUGAGGGGAAGAUGACCCACCCCAGAGCCAUCGUGGUGGACCCCCUGAAUGGGUGGGCAUGGGGCUGGGGGGGGGGGCAUAUAUGGGCCGCAUAUGGGCUGUAUAUGGGCUGUAUAUGGGCUGUAUAUGGGCUGCAUAUGGGCUGCAUAUGGGAUGCAUGUGGGCUGUAUGUGGGAUGUAUAUGGGAUGUAUAUGGGCUGCAUAAGGGCUGCGUAUGGGCUGCAUAUGGGCUGCAUAUGGGCUGUAUAUGGGCUGCAUAUGGGCUGUGUAUGGGCUGCAUAUGGGCUGUAUAUGGGCUGCAUAUGGGAUUCCAGGCGCUGUUGGCCUGGGUUGCAUAUGGGCUGUAUAUGGGCUGCAUAUGGGCUGUAUAUGGGCUGUAUAUGGGCUGUAUAUGGGCUGCAUAUGGGCUGCAUAUGGGCUGUAUAUGGGCUGUCCUCUUUAUCCCCAUAGUGGGCUCCAAUAAAUGCAGAGUCAACAACGGCGGCUGCAGCAGCCUUUGCUUGGCCACACCACGGGGCCGACAAUGCGCCUGCGCCGAGGAUCAGGUCCUGGGAGCAGACACUGUCACCUGUGAGGCCAACCCCUCCUACAUCCCCCCCCCUCAGUGUCAGCCCGGUGAAUUCGCCUGCAAGAACAACCGCUGCAUCCAGGAGCGUUGGAAAUGCGACGGCGACAACGACUGCCUGGAUAACAGCGACGAGGCGCCCGAGCUGUGCCACCAGCACACUUGUCCCUCGGAUCGUUUCAAGUGUAAGAACAACCGCUGCAUCCCCAACCGCUGGUUGUGUGAUGGGGACAACGACUGCGGGAACAACGAGGAUGAAUCCAACUCUACCUGCUCAGCCCGGACCUGCUCCCCCAAUCAAUUCUCAUGUGCCAGCGGACGCUGCAUCCCCAUCUCCUGGACCUGUGACCUGGAUGAUGAUUGUGGGGAUCGCUCGGAUGAAUCCGCGUCGUGUGCCUACCCCACCUGCUUCCCAUUGACUCAGUUCACCUGCAACAACGGCCGCUGCAUCAACAUCAACUGGCGCUGCGAUAACGACAAUGACUGUGGGGAUAACAGUGACGAGGCGGGUUGCAGCCAUUCCUGCUCCAGCAACCAGUUCAAAUGCAACAGCGGGCGCUGCAUCCCGGUGCAUUGGACCUGCGACGGGGACAACGACUGCGGGGAUUACAGCGACGAGACUCACGCCAACUGCACCAACCAGGCCACGCGCCCACCCGGGGGCUGCCACACGGAUGAGUUCCAAUGCCGCCUGGACGGGCUGUGCAUCCCCAUGCGCUGGCGCUGCGACGGCGACACCGACUGCAUGGACUCCAGCGAUGAGAAGAACUGCGAGGGGGUGACCCACGUGUGCGACCCCAACGUCAAGUUUGGCUGCAAGGACUCGGCCCGUUGCAUCAGCAAAGCGUGGGUCUGCGAUGGGGACAGCGAUUGUGAGGAUAAUUCAGACGAGGAGAACUGCGAGUCGUUGGUGUGCAAACCUCCCUCGCACACCUGUGCCAACAGCACCUCCAUCUGCCUCCCCCCCGAGAAGCUUUGUGACGGAGCCGAUGACUGCGGGGACGGCUCCGAUGAGGGGGAGCUGUGCGAUCAGUGCUCUCUGAACAACGGCGGCUGCAGCCACAACUGCACCGUAGCCCCCGGGGAGGGCAUCGUGUGCUCCUGUCCCCUGGGGAUGGAGCUGGGGACGGACAACAAGACCUGCCAGAUCCAGAGCUACUGCGCCAAGCACCUCAAGUGCAGCCAGAAAUGCGAGCAGGACAAAUACAACGUCAAGUGCUCGUGUUACGAGGGCUGGAUGCUGGAGCCCGAUGGCGAGAGCUGCCGCAGCCUCGACCCUUUCAAACCCUUCAUCAGAGGUGGGACAUGCAGCCUCAGCCCCACUGCUCUGCGCCCCACAGCUCUGACCAGCUUCGAGGUGGUGAUCCAAUACGGCUUGGCCACCCCAGAGGGUCUGGCGGUGGAUUGGAUCGCAGGCAACAUCUAUUGGGUGGAGAGCAACCUGGACCAGAUCGAGGUGGCCAAACUGGACGGCACCAUGCGCACCACGCUGCUGGCCGGGGACAUCGAGCACCCCCGGGCCAUCGCAUUGGACCCCCGCUAUGGGAUCCUGUUCUGGACGGACUGGGACGCCAGCCUGCCCCGCAUCGAAGCCGCCUCCAUGAGCGGUGAGGGCCGACGCACCAUCCACAAGGAGACGGGCUCUGGGGGGUGGCCCAAUGGGCUCACAGUGGAUUACCUGGAGAAGCGCAUCCUCUGGAUUGAUGCAAGGUCGGACGCCAUCUACUCAGCCCUAUACGAUGGCACGGGGCACAUCGAGGUGCUGCGGGGCCACGAGUACCUGUCCCACCCCUUUGCCGUCACCCUCUAUGGGGGGGAGGUCUAUUGGACCGACUGGCGAACCAACACCUUGGCCAAGGCCAACAAAUGGACGGGGCACAACGUGACGGUGGUGCAGAGGACCAACACGCAGCCCUUCGACCUGCAGGUUUACCACCCCUCCCGGCAGCCCCUGGCCCCCAACCCCUGCGAAGCCAAUGGAGGCAAAGGGCCGUGCUCCCACCUCUGCCUCAUCAACUACAACCGCACGCUGUCCUGCGCCUGCCCCCACCUCAUGAAGCUGGAUAAGGACAACACCACGUGUUAUGAGUUCAAGAAGUUCCUGCUGUACGCGCGGCAGAUGGAGAUUCGGGGGGUGGAUAUCGAUAAUCCUUAUUACAACUACAUCAUCUCCUUCACCGUCCCCGACAUCGACAACGUCACCGUGGUGGAUUACGACGCCGUGGAGCAGCGCAUCUAUUGGUCCGACGUGCGCACGCAGACCAUCAAAAGAGCCUUUAUCAACGGCACCGGCGUCGAGACCGUCGUGUCUGCAGACCUGCCCAACGCUCACGGCCUGUCUGUGGAUUGGGUUUCCAGAAACCUCUUCUGGACCAGCUACGACACCAACAAGAAGCAGAUCAACGUGGCGCGGUUGGACGGCUCCUUUAAGAACGCCGUCAUCCAGGGCUUGGAUAAACCCCACUGCCUGGUGGUGCACCCCAUCCAUGGGAAGCUCUAUUGGACCGAUGGGGACAACAUCAGCGUAGCCAACAUGGAUGGCAGCAACCGCACGCUGCUCUUCACCAACCAGAAGGGCCCUGUUGGCCUGGCUAUUGAUUACCCCGAGAGCAAACUCUACUGGAUCAGCUCCGGCAACGGCACCAUCAAUAGAUGCAACUUGGAUGGCAGCGACUUGGAGGUGAUUGUGGCACUGAAGAGCCAGCUGAGCAAGGCCACUGCAUUGGCCAUCAUGGGGGACAAGCUGUGGUGGGCUGACCAGGCCUCGGAGAGGAUGGGAACCUGCAACAAGAAGGACGGGACGGAGGUGACGGUGCUGCGUAACAGCACCACGUUGGUGAUGCACAUGAAGGUGUACGAUGAGAGCAUCCAGCAGGCUGGGAGCAACCCCUGCAGCGUGAACAACGGCGACUGCUCGCAGCUUUGCCUUCCCACCUCGGAGACCUCCCGUUCCUGUAUGUGCACUGCUGGGUACAGCCUGAAGAGCGGGCAGCAGUCCUGCGAGGGUGUCGGCUCCUUCCUCCUUUACUCCGUCCACGAGGGGAUCCGUGGAAUUCCUUUGGACCCCAAUGACAAAUCAGACGCCCUGGUUCCGGUGUCGGGGACCUCUCUGGCUGUGGGCAUUGAUUUCCAUGCAGAGAACGACACCAUCUAUUGGGUGGACAUGGGGCUGAGCACCAUCAGCCGUGCCAAGAGGGACCAGACGUGGCGCGAGGACGUGGUCACCAACGGCAUCGGGCGCGUGGAGGGCAUUGCUGUGGAUUGGAUCGCGGGGAACAUCUACUGGACGGAUCAGGGCUUUGAUGUCAUCGAGGUGGCCAGGCUCAAUGGGUCCUUCCGCUACGUGGUCAUCUCGCAGGGCCUGGAUAAACCACGGGCCAUCACUGUGCACCCAGAGAAGGGGUAUCUGUUCUGGACGGAAUGGGGGCAGUACCCCCGCAUCGAGCGCUCGCGCCUGGAUGGCACCGAGCGGAUGGUGCUGGUCAAUGUCAGCAUCAGUUGGCCCAAUGGGAUAUCAGUGGAUUAUGAGGAUGGGAAGCUGUAUUGGUGUGAUGCGCGGACAGACAAGAUCGAGAGGAUCGACCUGGAGACGGGCGAGAACCGCGAGGUGGUUUUAUCCAGCAACAACAUGGACAUGUUCUCCGUGUCCGUCUUCGAGGAUUACAUCUACUGGAGCGACAGGACUCACGCAAACGGCUCCAUUAAGAGAGGCAGCAAAGACAACGCCACCGAGUCGGUGUCCCUGCGGACGGGCAUCGGCGUGCAGCUCAAGGACAUCAAAGUCUUCAACCGCGCACGGCAGAAGGGUACCAACGUUUGUGCUCAGAACAACGGCGGCUGCCAGCAGCUCUGCCUGUUCCGCGGCGCCGGGCAGCGGACGUGUGCCUGCGCCCAUGGGAUGCUGUCAGAGGAUGGAGUCAGCUGCCGCGACUACGACGGCUACCUGCUGUACUCGGAGCGCACCAUCCUCAAGAGCAUCCACCUGUCGGACGAGAACAACCUCAACGCCCCCAUCAAACCCUUCGAGGACGCCGAGCACAUGAAGAACGUCAUCGCUUUGGCCUUCGAUUACCGCUACGGCACCAAAGGCAGCAACCGCAUCUUCUACAGCGACAUCCACUUCGGGAACAUCCAGCAGAUCAACGACGAUGGAACGGGACGUAAAACCAUCGUGGAGAAUGUUGGGUCAGUGGAGGGGCUUGCUUAUCACAGAGCUUGGGACACUCUAUAUUGGACCAGUUCAACCACCUCCACCAUCACCCGUCACACUGUGGAUCAGAGUCGUUUGGGGGCCUUCGAGAGGGAGACAGUGAUCACCAUGUCAGGGGACGACCACCCGCGUGCCUUCGUGCUCGAUGAGUGCCAGAACCUGAUGUUCUGGACCAACUGGAAUGAGCAGCACCCCAGCAUCAUGCGUGCCACCCUGUCCGGUGCCAACGUCCUCAUCAUCAUCGACCAGGACAUCCGCACGCCCAACGGGUUGGCCAUCGACCACAGGGCUGAGAAGAUUUAUUUCUCUGAUGCCACGUUGGACAAGAUCGAGCGCUGUGAAUACGACGGGUCCCAUCGCCACGUGAUCCUGAAGUCAGAACCCGUGCACCCCUUUGGCCUGGCUGUUUAUGGGGAUUACAUCUUCUGGACGGACUGGGUGCGCCGUGCCGUGCAGAGAGCCAACAAAUACGUGGGCACUGACAUGAAGCUGCUGCGUGUGGACAUCCCCCAGCAGCCCAUGGGCAUCAUCGCUGUGGCCAACGACACCGACAGCUGUGAGCUGUCCCCGUGCAGGGUGAACAAUGGCGGCUGCCAGGACCUGUGCCUGCUCACCCCCAAAGGACACGUCAACUGCUCGUGCCGCGGCGAGCGCGUCCUGCAGGAGGAUUUCACCUGCAAAGCUCUGAACUCCACCUGCAACGUGCACGAUGAGUUUGAAUGCGGCAACGGCGACUGCAUCGACUUCAGCCGGACAUGCGACGGCGUGGUGCACUGCAAGGACAAGUCGGAUGAGAAGCAGUCCUACUGCAGCAGCCGCAAAUGCAAGAAGGGUUUCUUGCACUGCAUGAACGGGCGCUGCAUCGCCAGCCGCUUCUGGUGCAACGGGGUGGACGACUGCGGGGACAACUCGGACGAAGUGCCGUGCAACAAAACCAGCUGCGCUGCCACCGAGUUCCGUUGCCGCGAUGGGAGCUGCAUCGGGAACUCGAGUCGUUGCAAUCAGUUCAUCGACUGCGAGGACGCAUCGGAUGAAAUGAACUGCACCGCCACCGACUGCAGCAGUUACUUCAAGCUGGGGGUGAAGGGCACCACGUUCCAGAAGUGUGAGCACACGUCGCUGUGUUACGCUCCCAGCUGGGUGUGCGACGGGGCCAACGACUGCGGGGAUUACUCCGACGAGCGCAACUGCCCCGGUGGGAGGAAGCCCAAAUGCCCGGCCAACUACUUUGCCUGCCCCAGCGGGCGCUGCAUCCCCAUGACGUGGACCUGCGAUAAAGAGGAUGACUGCGAGAAUGGAGAAGAUGAGACGCACUGCAGUGAGCGGCAGGACAAGUUCUGCUACCCCGUGCAGUUCGAAUGCAACAACCACCGCUGCAUCUCCAAGCUGUGGGUGUGCGACGGGGCCGACGACUGCGGGGACGGCUCCGACGAGGACAGUCGCUGCCGGCUGACCACGUGCAGCACGGGGUCCUUCCAGUGCCCGGGUACGUAUGUGUGUGUGCCGGAGCGCUGGCUGUGCGAUGGGGACAAGGAUUGCGCCGAUGGGGCCGAUGAGACCCUCGCUGCUGGUUGCUUGUACAACAACACCUGCGACGAGAGGGAGUUCAUGUGUGGGAACAGGCAGUGCAUCCCCAAGCACUUUGUGUGCGACCACGACGACGACUGCGGCGACGGCUCCGACGAGUCCCCGGAGUGCGAGUACCCAACCUGCGGCCCCCACGAGUUCCGCUGCGCCAACGGCCGCUGCCUCAGCAACAGUCAAUGGGAAUGUGAUGGGGAGUUUGACUGCCACGACCACUCGGAUGAGGCGCCCAAGAACCCGCGUUGCAGCAGCCCAGAGAGCAAAUGCAACGACUCCUUCUUCAUGUGCAAGAACGGGAAGUGCAUCCCGGAGUCUCUGCUUUGCGACAACAACAACGACUGCACCGACGGCUCCGACGAGCUCAACUGCUUCAUCAACGAGUGCCUCAACAAGAAGCUGAGCGGCUGCUCCCAGGAGUGCGAGGACCUCAAGAUCGGCUACAAGUGCAGAUGCCGUCCUGGCUUCAGGCUGAAGGACGAUGGGAAGACGUGCAUCGACAUCGACGAGUGCUCCACCACCUACCCCUGCAGCCAGAAAUGCAUCAACACGCUGGGGAGCUACAAGUGCUUGUGCAUUGAGGGCUACAAGCUCAAACCCGACAACCCCACCAGCUGCAAGGCCGUCACUGACGAGGAGCCCUUCCUCAUCUUUGCCAACCGCUAUUACCUGCGCAAGCUCAACCUGGACGGCUCCAACUACACUCUGCUCAAGCAGGGCCUGAACAACGCCGUAGCUCUGGAUUUCGACUAUCGGGAGCAGAUGAUCUAUUGGACAGACGUCACCACGCAGGGCAGCAUGAUCCGCCGCAUGCACAUCAACGGCAGCAACGUUCAGGUUCUGCACCGAACCGGGCUCAGUAACCCCGAUGGGUUGGCAGUGGACUGGGUUGGGGGCAACCUGUACUGGUGUGAUAAAGGCAGGGACACCAUUGAAGUGUCGAAGCUGAACGGGGCGUACCGCACCGUGCUGGUGAAUUCAGGGCUACGUGAGCCCAGGGCGCUGGUGGUGGAUGUGCAGAAUGGUUACCUGUACUGGACAGACUGGGGAGACCACUCAUUGAUUGGGAAGAUUGGAAUGGAUGGCACCAACCGCAGCGUCAUCGUCGACACCAAGAUAACGUGGCCCAACGGCCUCACCCUCGACUACAUCAACAGCCGGAUCUAUUGGGCUGAUGCUCGGGAGGAUUACAUUGAGUUUGCCAGCCUGGACGGCUCCAACAGGCACACGGUGCUGAGCCAGGACAUCCCGCACAUCUUCGCCCUCACCCUCUUUGAGGAUUAUAUCUACUGGACCGACUGGGAGACCAAAUCCAUCAACAGAGCCCACAAGACCACGGGAGCCAACAAGACUCUGCUGAUCAGCACUCUGCAUCGCCCCAUGGACAUCCACAUCUACCACCCCUACCGGCAGCCUGACGUUCCCAACCACCCCUGCAAGACCAACAACGCCGGCUGCAGCAACCUCUGCCUCCUGUCGCCGGGUGGGGGGCACAAAUGUGCGUGUCCCACCAACUUCUACUUGGGCAGCGAUGGCAAAACCUGCGUCUCCAACUGUACGGCCAGCCAGUUUGUCUGCAAGAACGACAAAUGCAUCCCUUUCUGGUGGAAAUGCGACACAGAGGACGACUGCGGGGACCGCUCUGAUGAGCCCGAGGACUGUCCCGAGUUCAAGUGCAGACCAGGCCAGUUCCAAUGCUCCACCGGGAUCUGCACCAACCCGGCCUUUAUCUGUGAUGGAGAUAAUGACUGUCAGGACAACUCGGACGAGGCCAACUGUGAUAUCCACGUCUGCCUGCCCAGUCAGUUCAAAUGCACCAACACCAACCGCUGCAUCCCCGGCAUCUUCCGCUGCAACGGUCAGGACAACUGUGGGGAUGGAGAGGACGAGAAGGACUGUCCCGAGGUGACGUGUGCCCCCAACCAGUUCCAAUGCGCCAUCACCAAGCGCUGCAUCCCCCGCGUCUGGGUGUGCGACCGCGACAACGACUGCGUGGACGGCUCCGACGAACCCGCCAACUGCACACAAAUGACGUGCGGCGUGGAUGAGUUCCGCUGCAAGGACUCCGGAAGGUGCAUCCCAGCACGUUGGAAAUGCGACGGGGAGGAUGAUUGUGGGGAUGGGUCUGAUGAGCCCAAGGAGGAAUGCGACGAACGUACCUGCGAGCCCUACCAGUUCCGCUGCAAGAACAACCGCUGCGUGCCGGGCCGCUGGCAAUGCGACUACGACAACGACUGCGGGGACAACUCGGACGAGGAGAGCUGCACACCUCGGCCCUGCUCGGAGAGCGAGUUCUCAUGUGCCAAUGGCCGCUGCAUCGCCGGGAGGUGGAAGUGUGAUGGAGACCACGACUGUGCGGAUGGAUCUGAUGAGAAAGACUGCAUACCCCGCUGUGAGUUCGACCAGUACCAGUGCAAGAACGGGCACUGCAUCCCCAUGCGCUGGCGCUGCGAUGCUGAUGCCGACUGCAUGGAUGGCACUGAUGAGGAAGACUGUGGUACUGGAGUGCGCACCUGCCCCCUGGACGAAUUCCAGUGCAACAACACUCUGUGCAAACCACUGGCCUGGAAAUGUGAUGGAGAGGACGACUGCGGGGACAACUCGGACGAAAACCCUGAGGAGUGCUUGAAAUUCCAGUGUCCCCCCAACAGACCGUUCCGCUGCAAGAACGACCGGGUAUGUCUGUGGAUCGGUCGGCAGUGCGAUGGCAUUGACAACUGUGGAGACAACACUGAUGAGAAGGACUGCGAGUCCCCCACGGCCAAGCCCAAGAGCUGCAGCCAGGACAAGAACGAGUUCCUGUGCGAGAACAAGAAGUGCAUCAGCGCCAACCUCCGCUGCAACUUCUUUGAUGACUGCGGGGAUGGCUCUGAUGAGAAGUCCUGCUCUCAUGAGCACAAGUCGUAUGACUGUAUGACCAACGCCACCAUGUGUGGAGAUGAGGCCCAGUGCAUCCAGGCGCAGUCCUCCACGUACUGCACGUGCCGCAGAGGCUUCCAGAAGGUGCCAGACAAGAAUUCCUGUCAAGAUGUCAAUGAGUGUCUGCGCUUCGGGACCUGCUCCCAGCUCUGCAACAACACCAAGGGCUCCCACGUCUGCAGCUGCGCCAAGAACUUCAUGAAGACCGACAACAUGUGCAAGGCAGAAGGUUCAGAGCACCAGAUCCUCUAUAUUGCGGACGACAACAAGAUCAGAAGCAUGUACCCCUUCAACCCCAACUCAGCCUACGAGCCGGCCUUCCAGGGCGACGAGAACGUGCGCAUCGAUGCCAUGGACAUUUACGUCAAGGGCAACAAGAUCUACUGGACCAACUGGCACACGGGCAGGAUCUCAUACUGCGAGCUGCCCGCCUCCUCUGCUGCCUCCACCGCCUCCAACCGCAACCGGCGCCAGAUCGACGGCGGUGUCACCCACCUGAACAUCUCCGGGCUGAAGAUGCCGCGGGGUAUUGCUGUUGAUUGGGUCGCUGGGAACAUCUAUUGGACGGACUCCGGGCGGGAUGUCAUCGAGGUGGCGCAGAUGAAAGGCGAGAAUCGCAAGACGCUGAUCUCGGGCAUGAUUGAUGAGCCCCAUGCCAUUGUGGUUGAUCCACUUAGGGGGACUAUGUACUGGUCAGACUGGGGCAAUCACCCCAAGAUCGAGACGGCCGCAAUGGAUGGGACGCUGCGCGAGACGCUGGUGCAAGACAACAUCCAAUGGCCAACAGGUCUGGCUGUGGACUACCACAACGAGCGGCUGUACUGGGCUGACGCCAAGCUGUCCGUCAUCGGCAGCAUCCGGCUCAACGGCACCGACCCCGUCGUGGCCAUCGACAACAAGAAGGGGCUGAGCCAUCCCUUCAGCAUCGACAUCUUUGAGGAUUACAUCUACGGCGUCACCUACAUCAACAACCGCAUCUUCAAGAUCCACAAAUUCGGGCACAAAUCCGUCACCAACCUGACGUCCGGCCUCAACCACGCCACCGACGUGGUGCUCUACCACCAGUACAAGCAGCCGGAGGUGACCAACCCCUGUGACCGUAAGAAGUGUGAGUGGCUCUGUCUGCUGAGCCCCAGCGGCCCCGUCUGUACCUGCCCCAAUGGCAAACGCCUGGACAACGGCACCUGCGUGCUCAUCCCCUCCCCAACCGCGUCUGCUGUGGUGCCCACCACCGACACGUGCGACCUGGUGUGUCUGAACGGGGGCAGCUGCUUCCUGAACGCCCGCAAACAGGCCAAGUGCCGCUGCCAGCCGCGCUACAACGGGGAGAGGUGCCAGAUCAACCAGUGCUCUGAUUACUGCCAGAACGGGGGGCUGUGCACCGCGUCCCCAUCCGGCAUGCCCACCUGCCGCUGCCCCACCGGCUUCACGGGGUCCCGUUGCGACCAGCAGGUUUGCACCAAUUACUGUCAGAACAACGGGAGCUGCACGGUGAACCAGGGCAACCAACCCAACUGCCGCUGCCCGGCCACCUUCAUCGGGGACCGCUGCCAGUACCAACAAUGCUUCGACUACUGCGAGAACAACGGCGUGUGCCAGAUGAGCAGGGAUGGCAGCAAGCAGUGCCGCUGCCCGCCGCAGUUCGAGGGCUCUCAAUGCCAGGAGAACAAAUGCUCCCGGUGCCAGGAGGGGAAAUGUAACAUCAACAGGCAGAGCGGGGAGGUGUCCUGCAUGUGCCCCGUGGCACAGAUGGCACCGAGCUGCCUGACCUGCGACAGCUACUGCCUGAACGGCGACUGCUCCAUCAGCGACAAGACGCAGCUGCCCCAGUGCCUGUGCCCUAUGGAUGUGACGGGGCCGCGCUGUGAGGAGUUCAUCGUGGGGGAGCAGCAGAGCAGCCGAACCGCCUCCAUCGUCAUCCCCAUCCUGCUGCUGCUGCUCCUGCUGGCCGUGGUGGCCUUUGCCUGGUACAAGUGGAGGAUUAAAGGUGCCAAGGGCUUCCAGCACCAACGAAUGACCAACGGGGCCAUGAAUGUGGAGAUUGGGAACCCGACCUAUAAAAUGUACGAGGGGGAACCCGACGACGACGUGGGGGAGCUGCUGGACGCUGACUUCGCCCUGGACCCUGACAAGCCCACCAACUUCACCAACCCUGUGUACGCCACCCUGUACAUGGGGGCCCACAGCAGCAGAAAUUCCUUGGCCAGCACCGAUGAGAAACGGGAGCUGCUGGCGCGUGGGGCAGACGACGACCUGACCGACCCCCUGGCAUAGUGUGUGUUGGGGGGGGGGAAGGAGCAGGUAAU
This is a messenger RNA of Coturnix japonica (Japanese quail), 14165 nucleotides long. The record is from RefSeq and is a predicted model, not a curated record. Lineage: Eukaryota; Metazoa; Chordata; Aves; Galliformes; Phasianidae.